ACAUAUCCUCUGUGCGUCUCUGCGCUCGUCAGAAAUAGAUGUGCAGGCGGAGGACUCAGUGCAGGGAGAUGAACCCCGCUGCAGGUCCCGGAGCAGACGAGCCCAGCACAGCCGGUCAGCUCCUCUCCACCUCGGCUGCUCUCCUCCUCUCUCAGCUGGACGUCACACGCCGUCCGGGUCCGGGAUCAUGCUGUCCUGCUUUUUAUCGCCUCACCGGAUCGCUGCGGAGUGAAAGAGAGAGUCCGCACCGGAUCUAAACUCUGCGCACUUCUUCUCUUCAUUUAGAGAUUUCCGCACACCUGACGCAGUUUUCUCAUAUCCAGUGUUGCUGCAUCAUCAAGGAGAAAUGCUGAUUCUAGUUGUGAUUGGUCUGGCCGUGCUGUCAGAUGCAGGCCUGCCUGUGGAGGUGUUUAGAGCAGGUGUGGCCCCCCGCUGUGAGAGCCGGGCCUGCAACCCUCGCAUGGGUAACCUGGCUCUGGGUCGGCAGGUGUUGACCCAGACCGUCUGCGGCAACAACGCCACCGAGCUCUACUGCUCCUACUUAGACCCCAACCCCAACACGGCCUGUGGCGCCCCCAAAUGCGCCAAAUGCAACGCUGGUCUGCCCCCCUUGGCCCACCCGGCCGGGGCCAUGUCUGACUCCUCCUUCCGCCACCCGAACACCUGGUGGCAGUCCGCUGAAGGCGUGGCGUCUGAAACUCUGCAGCUGGACCUGGAGACAGAGUUCUACUUCACGCAUCUCAUCGUGGUGUUUCGCUCGCCACGGCCCUCUGCCAUGACCCUGGAGCGCUCGCAGGACUUUGGGCGAACGUGGAAGACGUUGCAGUAUUACGCCAGCAACUGUAGCACCGCCUUCGGACUGGAGGAGGGAAAGGCAGGUGUGGGCCGGGAUGGAGCCACCUGCACCUCCAAGUACUCGGGGGCCUACCCCUGCAGCCGAGGCGAGGUGAUCUACCGAACCCUCCCGAAGUGGCAGUCCCUGGAUCCUUUCGGGCCGGAGGGCCAGCUGCAGCUGAGGGUCACCAACAUCCGGAUUCGGUUGCUGAAGCAUCAGUCGUGUCCCUGCCAGGCCAAAGACCUGGCCUCCGCACGGGAAGCAGCUCUCCACACGCAACACUUUGCCAUCUAUGACCUGAUGGUGAAGGGAAGCUGCUUCUGUAACGGACACGCGGAGCAGUGCGUCCCAGCGCCGGAAUACCAGCCCACCAGAGACCGCAGCAGCCAUGUGGUUCAUGGGAAGUGUGUGUGCAGACACAACACUGCAGGAGAUCACUGCGAGCGCUGUGCUUCGUUAUACAACGACCGGCCCUGGCAGCCUGCUGACGGACUGACGGGAGCGCCGCACGAAUGUCUGAAGUGCAAGUGUAACGGACACUCCCAGAGCUGUCGUUUUGACUGGACGGCGUGGCGCGAGUCUGGCCAACGAAGCGGAGGUGUGUGUGAGUGUCUGCACAACACUGAAGGGCGCCAGUGUCAGAACUGCAAAGCCGGCUUCUACAGAGACCCCCAGCGGCCCCACACCGCUCCUGACUCCUGCAGACCAUGCAGCUGUCACCCAUCGGGCUCCGUGUCUUUUCACUUGGCUGAUGGCGCUCUGUGCGACUCCUCCAAUGGAAACUGCAUCUGCAAACCUGGAGUAGGCGGCGUGAACUGUGACAGGUGCAUGGUGGGAUACUGGGGCUUUCACGAGUACGGCUGUCGUCCGUGUGACUGUGCAGGAGACUGUGACCCAUACACUGGACAUUGCAUGUUUGGCUCUGAUCUGGAACAGUACGACCUGGAUGUAAACUCCAGUGAACCCGUCAGGAUCUUCAGAGCAGAUGAACUGUUUUCUGCUCUCCACUACUCGGAGAAAUGUGAGUGCAAAGAGCAGCUGCUGACCAACAGUAAACUCUUCUGCACCAUGAAUUAUGCUUACGUGCUAAAGGUGAAAGUGCUGUCAGCCCAUGAUAAAGGCAGCCAUGCUGAGGUGGAGGUCAAAGUUCAAAAGGUGCUCAGUCAGAACACCAAACUGAACAUACAGCCAAGCCGAGUCACCCUUUACCCCGAGUCCUGGACGGCACGGGGCUGCACCUGCCCCAUUCUUAACCCAGGUGUGGAGUACUUGGUGGCGGGUCAUUCAGACCGUAAGCAGGGUCGCCUCCUGGUUAACAUGAAGAGCUUUGUCAAGCCCUGGAAAGCCAGUUUGGGACGCAAAGUCCUUGCCUUCCUCAAAAAAGACUGCAACUGGUAGAUGAACAGUGACGAGACAAGAGGGACAAGUGACCUGACUGGUGAGACUCCUUCUGAGUCACGAAGCCUGCUGUGGGAGCAGGUUUUAGAGGACUGACCUGGGCUGAUCGGACCUCUUCGAACAGCUUUUGUUCAGUGAGAGGACAGAGUUGAUGUUGGACAGCACAAAUGAAAGGCACUCUGGACAUAUUAAGACAUUUGUGUCUGACAUCAGAGCAAACAUUUACUCUUCUAUCCUCAUGUAGGAGUAUGCAGCUAAAAAACACAAGGAUUUCAUCUUUAUGUCCAAUACUGAGUGUGUGAGAACAGCUGUUCCUCCUGUGCAGCACUUUAGCCUAAGAUGGACUGAAACAGAAACAUGGACACGCAGACUGAACCGAGUUGGACACAACCUCCCGAGGUGGAUGGAUGUGUGUUCCCUAUACGGUGAACGCACACACACACACAAGGAAGCAGUGGUGUGUGUUAGCUGCAGACACAAUGUGCUUAUCACCCCGAGCGACGCUGAACAAGCCAUACAAGCCACUACAGGUGGUUAAAGCUUAGCCAGUCCAGGUGUGUCUGUGUUGAAAUCAGAGAAAAUGGGUUUUACUGCAAACCUGAAUGUAUUUUCCUGACUGUGUGUGUGUGUGUGCAUGCGUGUGUGAGUGAGUGAGUGAGUGAGUGAGUGAGCACCAUAAUUCAAGCACAGUUCAGAUUCAGUGCAGUUUUAAGCUCCUCUGUAGGGGUGAAACCAUCUGAUGUUUAUAAGUAAUGUGAUUCUUCUCAUAUUUACGCUUCACUGCUGAACUCAGAAAAAAAUCACAUUUUUCCUUCCUUUCAGUGUUAUUUGUAUAUAUCUAUAUAAAUAUUAUGGCUCAUUGCUGUGUCUAUUUUGUUCUUGGUAAUAUUAAAGGAUCAAUCCGGCCUCA
Nothobranchius furzeri (turquoise killifish) is the source of this 3143-nucleotide messenger RNA. It is a transcript of the gene ntn4, whose product is annotated as netrin 4. Lineage: Eukaryota; Metazoa; Chordata; Actinopteri; Cyprinodontiformes; Nothobranchiidae. Gene Ontology annotation, molecular function: protein binding. Gene Ontology annotation, biological process: tissue development; animal organ morphogenesis. The record is from RefSeq and is a predicted model, not a curated record.